CACGAGGAGGCGGGGAAGGGGCUGGCCCUUCCGCAGACGCACAGGCAGACGCGCGCCCACCCUCCCCGGCGGUGACGCACUUGGAUCUGGGCAACUUUUUAGGCGAGUCGCCGGUCCGUCCCGAGCACUCGGUUCUCGGUCAGCGUGAAGCGAUGGCAGGAAGAAGCGGCCGCCUCGCCGUCCGGGGGUUGAUGGAGAUGGGCUCCCGCCCGCGAUGCUCGAAAGGAGCCGGAUUGCAUUUGCCUCCUUGCAGGCACUUCAGCUCCAAAGGGGUUCUUGCCCCUUGCAUCCUGAAGACCUGCUCCUCCCUGGCUUCAAGGUCAACCACCAAACAGCAGAGCCGGCCCUUCCUGAGUCUGGCAGCCCCCCUCCUUGGUGCCAAGCGGAUGGAGUAUGCAGAAGUCUGUCAGCUCCCGUAUUCCAUUGAGCAGAUCUACAAUACGGUGGCAGAUGUGGGCAGCUACCAGUUGUUUGUGCCCUGGUGCACCGGCUCCCGCAUCAUUUCCCACCGCAACGGGUUCCUGCAGGGACUGGAAGUGGGAUUCCCUCCUGUGGUACAGCGCUACGUCUCCGAAAUAUCCUUGGUGCCUCACCAUCAGAUCCGGGUUGUGAGUAAUGAUGGACAGUUGUUUCACCAUCUGGAAACACUGUGGCAGUUUGAACCAGGACGUCCAGGGCAGCUGGACAGCAGCUGCAAGCUCAAGUUUUACGUCUCCUUUGAAUUCAAGUCAGUUCUGCAUUCCCAACUGGCUAACCUUUUCUUUGAUGAGGUAGCCAAGCGGAUGGUGUCAGCCUUUGAGCAACGGUUAAAGAAACUGUACAGUCCACAGGCUGCAGUCCAACCACACAAGGCAGUUUGCUGCACGUGACGAAUAGCCUCAUAUGUACUGAAGUAUGGGGCAUCUUUCCUGG
Molecule: messenger RNA, 912 nt
Organism: Lacerta agilis (Sand lizard)
Lineage: Eukaryota; Metazoa; Chordata; Lepidosauria; Squamata; Lacertidae
Product: coenzyme Q-binding protein COQ10 homolog, mitochondrial-like
Biological process (GO): ubiquinone biosynthetic process; cellular respiration
Cellular component (GO): mitochondrion
Molecular function (GO): ubiquinone binding
Source: RefSeq, a predicted model, not a curated record